Messenger RNA from Mixia osmundae IAM 14324, 1050 nucleotides. RefSeq lists its product as uncharacterized. NCBI's taxonomy places the organism in Eukaryota, Fungi, Basidiomycota, Mixiomycetes, Mixiales, Mixiaceae. The transcript is spliced from 3 exons. The record is from RefSeq and is a predicted model, not a curated record. Gene Ontology annotation, molecular function: histidinol-phosphatase activity. Gene Ontology annotation, biological process: L-histidine biosynthetic process. Gene Ontology annotation, cellular component: cytoplasm. The coding region runs from base 1 to 1050 and encodes 349 amino acids.
AUGCUAGUGUCUCUCCAUUCGCACUCGGGAGAGUUCUGUAGACAUGCAUCCGGAUCAUUGGAAGAGGUCGUAGAGUCUGCCAUAGCCAAAGGGUUCAAGGUCUACGGCCUAUCGGAACAUGUGCAUCGAUUUGACAUGCGCGAUCUCUAUCCGGAGGAGGCCGGUAUCACGCUCGAAGACCUCUCAGCAACUUUCGAGCGCUUUACGAUGAUGUCAAAUCAUCUCAAAGCCAAAUAUGCAGACAAGAUUGAACUCCUCGUGGGAAUGGAAACCGAGAACAUUCGACAAGGCGACAUGCAGCGAACGCUUGACGUGUUGAAGCACCAUUCAGAUCGCAUAGACUAUCUCGUCGGCAGUGUACACCACGUCAACGGCAUUCCCAUAGAUUUUGAUAGGCCGACUUACGAGCGCUGUCUGGUCAGCUUAGCCGGUGAUGACAUCGCAGCUCGGCAGCGAAGCCUCUUUGAACAGUACUUUGAUGCUCAACAUGAAGUCAUACAACAGCUUCAGCCAGAAGUCAUCGGCCACUUUGACCUUUGCCGCCUAUGGGACCCUCAGAUCAGCUUUCGCGACUCACCCACGGUCUGGCACCGUAUCGAACGCAAUGUCAAGGCAGCAGUAAGCUAUGGCGCCCUUUUCGAGGUCAAUGCGGCUGCCUUUCGAAAGGGCUGGACAACCGCCUACCCCGGACCAGAUAUCCUGCAGCUCAUCAUGUCGCUCGGCGGUCGACUGACGCUUUCCGACGACUCGCACGGCCCACACGCUGUCGGACUGCAUUACGAAGAUGCAAUUCGUUACCUGAGAUCGUACAGAGUUGACAAUCUAUGGUAUCUGAGCAUGUUGGCACAGUCGCGCAGCCUAGGCGAUCAAAGACAGUCGCUUGCCGUAUACAAGGAGAUUACUGGGAGCAUGACUGUUGAUCGAAGUCGUCGGGAGCGUGAAGCAAGUGGCAAUUUGCAGGGUAAAGCAAUGGUUGAGCAUCGCAUGCAAGGCCUGAUCAUUCCAGUCCUUCGGCGGCGGACUCCUCCACACUCGGACAUUCGCAGAUGA